UACACCAUUUGCUCUGAAUGUUUUGAAAUUAACGAUUUGUUAAGUUAUGAAAAGCCUGUGAUUAUAUGUAGAUCUACAACCGAAUCUUUUACUGUAAUACAGUAACAUAACAUUACUUCUAUUAGAAACAUUACUUUAAAUGAAUUUGACAAUGAAAAAAGAAAAUGACUGAGGAUAAUGAACUAUUUGCCUGUCAAGUAUCCGACUUUGGAGCACAAAACAAAAAGAGAAUCUCGCUUGGUGGUAGAGAUAUAUUUAUUGUAAAAGUCAGCCAACAGUAUUAUGCUCUUGAUUCAUUCUGUUACCAUGCAGGUGGACCCUUGUACAAUGGUGAUAUUGAGGAUUUUGGUGGAAGAACCUGUAUGGUCUGCCCAUGGCACAAAUACAAAGUUUGUUUAAACACUGGACAAAAUUAUUAUCAGUCAGUUGAUCCUCACAAUCUACAGAAACCUCCAAAAUGGACAGCUGGUGAUGUAAGACAGAGAACUCAUAAAGUUACAGUCAGGGACGGGAGUAUUUAUGUGAAAUUGUCUCCCCUUGAUGGAUCCCUGGAUUCAGAUCACUACAAUAAACAUAAAGACAUUUAAAUAAUUA
This is a messenger RNA of Ruditapes philippinarum (Manila clam), 594 nucleotides long. RefSeq names its product Rieske domain-containing protein-like. Lineage: Eukaryota; Metazoa; Mollusca; Bivalvia; Venerida; Veneridae. Gene Ontology annotation, molecular function: 2 iron, 2 sulfur cluster binding. The transcript has 5 exons. The coding region runs from base 165 to 587 and encodes 140 amino acids. The record is from RefSeq and is a predicted model, not a curated record.